CUUUACAACCGGAUGUUYCCAUCUGUGUCGCUGCCGUUUGUCGCCUUUCCAAACAACGAGCAGAAAUUUCUCCAGAAAUAACUUUUCUUGAUUCUUUCGUGAAGUCAGGCAGCAUGGGUGUGUUUGACAACUGCUCAGUUCUUCUGGAGCUCAAAAAUUUGCCAUUCAAGGAGAAGAAGAAGCUGAAAUCAAUAGUGACGUUGAAUGGAGGCAGCAUUUCUUUCAUAGUCAACAAACAGUGCUCUCUGGUGGUGACCUCCGACUUGUCCAACCUGAGCUCCAACAGGCUGCGCAGCAUCCAGAAGAACCAGACGCCAGUGGUCGGCUUGGAUUAUCUGUAUAAAAGUGUGGAGAGAGGCGUUCUUCUGUCUGUGGACGAGUACAAGAUGGACACUUCAUCAUCUCCAGAUCCUCCUCCUCCCUGGAAGUCACUGCAGAGAGCUCCGCUAACUUAUAAAGCCGAGCCUCCAAAAGGUCCCACCUCCUCAGAGGGACCAGCUGUUGAAAAAAACAAUCAGUUUAGAAUCUACAAGGAGUCGGUCUCUGCUCUCCCGACGUUCCCCGAUGAUUUCCACGUGGCGAAGUACUCCGUUUUCGGACAGGAGAACGGCAGCAGGUUUUGCGUGUUGGAGCUGCAGAGCGCCAAAGGGGAGCAGGGACGGCGCUACCGUGUGGCCAGAUACCGGAAGGACGACGUGGCGUCGAAGAAGGCAGCUGUGAUGGAUCAGCUGGUGUUCCUGUCCACCUCAGAAGAAGCUGUGGACGUUUACAAGGCGCUGAGUGAAGAACUGGAGCGCUCUGAGCUGCAGAGGAUGAGCAGCUUACCUGCUGAGGCGCCACACCUGGGCUCCGCCCCCCUGGAGCAGCUGCUGCUGGAGGAGAAGCUGAACUCUGGUGAGUUGUCCCCUGACGUGGCGGCGUUUGUGGAGCUGUUGUGGACCGAAGCUCUCGGUUGCCUUGGAAACAUCCUCAGAGUUCCCAUCUCCAGACUCAGCCUGAACGAUGUGAGCAGAGCUGAAGGCCUUCUGCUUCAGGCUCAGAGGAAACUGAAGGAGGGAAACGAGGAUGAGGCGUCGUCCCUCCUGGACGAGGUUUUCACCCUGCUGCCUCACCGGGAGCCCAGACCUCAGUCACCUACAGCCAGGUUUCUGUCUCAGAAGCUGGACCUCUGUCAGUUAAUCCGAGAUGUUCUGAAUGUGAGCGAGAUGACCAUGAACGACCCGAAGCCGUCCUCCGUGGGGAAGUACCGCGCUCUUCGCUGCCACAUCGAAGCCAUUCCCCGCAGCAGCUCAGUGUUUCAGAACGUCGCCGCCCUGCUGGCUGACAGGCCGGUGCAGAUCCAGCAGAUCAUGUGCGUCAGCAGGGCGGUGGAGCUUGAAACGUUUCAGAGCGAGAUCGGGAACGUUAAGCCCCUCCUCCAUGCGUCCAGCCCCAGCAACUUUGUAGGAAUUAUGUCCAGAGGUCUGCUGCUUCCCCAUGUGGGAGUGGAGCAUCAUGGGAUUACGAGAACGGACAUCGGGAACCUUGGCAGCGGGAUUUACUUCGGUGAUGCUGUGAGAACCAGUCUGAGGUACGCCCACCCCAGUGAAACAGACGGAUCGCGCUUCCUGCUAGUCUGUGAUGUGGCUCUGGGAGUWUGUAAGAACCUCUAUAAGAGAGACCAGACUCUGACUGAGGCUCCUCAGGGCUACCACAGUGUUCAUGGAGUCAGACAAACCAAAAAAACUACAUCUGAUUUUGAGGAUGAUGAGUAUGUGGUUUACUCUCUUGACCAAGUGAAGAUGAAAUAUGUAGUUCAGUUCAGAGUGGAAGGAGACGAGCAGAAGGACUUCAGUCCGGAUAUCAACCUGACAGCAGAACCCAUUGAGCCUGCCAAGAACCCAGAUCUGACUUCAGAUUAUGUGGAAGAAGAUCUAGAAAACGUGAAGAACCCUCUGGAGGACGUUAAAGCUGGUCUGUUGGACAGUUCAGGCCAGCAGCUCCCCCUGCAGGCCGUCCAUGUGAAAUGCAAACUGAUGGAUCUGCUCUCCCAGGUCAUCAUCUUCCAGAAAUACACCAAUCAGAGCUCAGUGCCCAUUGAGGCGAAGUACGUCUUCCCGCUGGACGACUCGGCUGCCGUGUGCGGAUUUGAAGCUUUCAUCAAUGGGAAACACGUGGUGGGAGAGGUGAAGGAGAAGGAGACGGCUCGUAAGGAGUACAAACAGGCGAUAGCGAAAGGCCACGGAGCGUACCUCAUGGACCAGGACGCUCCUGAUGUGUUCACCAUCAGCGUGGGCAACCUGCCGCCCGGCGCCACCGUCCUCAUUAAGGUGACCUUUGUGUCAGAGCUGGUGGUCAGAGAUGGGAGCAUCCUGUUCUCCCUGCCGGGCAGCGUGGCUCCGUGGCAGGAAAGCGCUGCGCUCAACCAGACCACACAGGUCUCUGUGGAGAAGGUUUGUGUGGCCAAUGAAGCAGCGAGAGAUUUUACGUUGGACAUGUCGGUAGAGAUGCCAUUUCAGAUCUCUAGCCUGACGUGCAUCACCCAUCAAGUCAAAAUGAAGAGGACUGACUGUAAGGCAGUAGUCAGUGUCCUGCCGGGUCAGGUCAUGGGGUCAGAUGGUUUCCAGAUGUCUGUCACUCUCUCUGAGGUUCAUCUUCCCAGAAUGUGGGUGGAGAAACACCCAGACAAGGACAGCCAGGCCUGCAUGCUGGUUUUCUACCCAAGCUUUGAGUUUGACUCCAGCUCUGAAGGCAGUGAAGUUGUUCUUUUGCUGGACACGUCUGAGUCCAUGAAGGGAGAAUCGUUCCAGCUGGCCCAGAAAAUCGCCCUGCAGGUUUUAAAGAAUCUGAAGAACGACGUCAAAAUCAACAUCGUUUUAUUUGGAACAGAUCACACAGAAGCUUUCCUGACGGCUCAGAAACUCGACGAGGUUCAAGUUGAAGCCAAGAAGUUCAUCAAGAGCUGCUCUUCAGUAGGGGGCAGCACUGAGCUGUGGCGGCCUCUCCGGGCGCUCAGCCUGCUGCCGCCGUCCGCCGGCGUUCGAAACCUGCUGCUGCUGUCGGACGGCCACAUCCAGAACGCGGCGGCCACCCUGCAGCUGCUCAGAGACAACGCCCAGCACAGCCGCCUCUUCACCUGCGGCUUCAGCUCCACAGCCAAUCGCCACAUGUUGAGAGCCCUGGCGCAGGCAGGGGGCGGGGCUUAUGAGUUUUUUGACUCUAAAGCGAAGCACAGCUGGGCUGAGAAGGUGGAGCGCCAGGUGAAGCGCAUGUCGUCUCCCGGCUGCAGCUCCGUCUCUGUGAAGUGGCAGCAGUUCAACCCCAGAGCUCCUCCAGUUCAAGCCCCGAAGCAGCUGAACGCUCUGUUCAACGACUGCCACACGCUGGUUUACGGCUUUGUGCCCCACUGCACUCAGGCUACUCUUCUUGGAGAUUUGCGUGGUCAGGAACUUCAAACCAUGGUGUCAACAACAGAGCUGCAGAAGACCAGAGGAACGUUUCUUCAUAAGCUCACAGCGAGAGCCCUGAUCAGAGACUACGAGGAUGGGAACCUUGAUAUCACCGAAGCUGAACACGAGGGUAAAAAAGCAGAGCUGAAGUCMUUCAUCAUCGAUCUGAGCAAAGAGUUCUCCAUACUGUCUCAGUUCACCAGCUUCGUGGCCAUCGAAGAAAGGGAUUCUGGGAAGCCAGACGAUGGCGUCACAGACAUCCCAAAGCUGAUCGCAGAGGAGGAUGUGGACUUCCUGCCAUACAUCACCUGGACUCUUCCUGAGGACAAAGAAAAAGUGGUGAUUUGUGAUGAAGAGAUAUCUGAAGAAGGCUAUCAAGAGAUGGUGUUAGCAGAGUUCUGCAACACUAUAGAGUCAUCUGACGACCUCGGUGGCGAUAUGGACUUACGAGGUGUUUCUCGCUUCGAUGAUGAACCUAUUCCCAUAAGAGCACGUAGAAAGAGAUCUAACCGGUGGAAGGUAAGAAGGGUAUAAACCUUCACACACACA
This is a messenger RNA of Poecilia reticulata (guppy), 3977 nucleotides long. The record is from RefSeq and is a predicted model, not a curated record. Lineage: Eukaryota; Metazoa; Chordata; Actinopteri; Cyprinodontiformes; Poeciliidae.